GUUGGUUAGCGAAGUGCUGUUGGCAUGUCGAAAUGUGCCUUUGCCUCCUUGAGGGCGGGAGUUGAGUGCAAAGAAAUUCGUGUGUUCUACAAAAAGGAACUGGAAAUGUUUAGGAAUUUCUUGAUUAUAAUCCGCUGUUGGCUGAGUUCAAUUUGCCUUUGUUUGGCGUUGAAUUAUCCAAUGCAAAAUCAUAAUUGCUUACUCGAUUUUGGUUUUGAGUUUAGCCCUUUUAUCCUCAGCAAGGGAUUAGCAAUUAGUAAGUCCAUGGGAAUUGCAGUUAAGCUAAUUUGCCAUGUAAUAAUACGCCAUUAUUUGCAAUUAUUACGAAAACAUGCGACUUUUGUUUGGGUUCCGGAAAUUUGCACCAACAGGUGUAGUAUUCUUCUGAAUGCAGACUUUGUAGACAUUCUGUCUAGGAUUUUGCACAUUUGCACAAUUUUAUUUUGAUGCUGUGUGGUGUAUAUACAUAUACAUAUGUAUACCAAGAAAUUUCGCCAGGAAAAAAAUGGGCUUAUGAAGAUUUUGACGUAUCGGAAGAAUGACCGAACAUCUUCUCUGUGGAUGAUUUCCUUGUAAAAGUGCGAAAUAGCCAAAUAAAUAAAAACUGCGUCAAACUUUACAAGCUCUCUUCGAUAAAGGCGAUGCCGCAAGCCAGGCUGCUGAAAAUGUGUUUAGUGUUUGUGGUUCUGAGACGGCAACAGCCGGUCGUGCACAAUUAUGGUUUCGUCGAUUCCGAUUCCGUCGGUAAUGUCAAAGUUGCAUCAACCAAUGGAAGGCCGCGCAAAUGUCGAUAAUAAAUAUAACGAAAGCCGUCGAGUACGAUCGACAAGUAAGCACUAUUUCGAUUGCCUCGAGGCUGGAAACCAAAAGAAGUUCGAUACACGGAUGCCAAAUGAGUAAACAAAAAAAAAAAACAUCCAUUUCUGAAGCGGAUGGGUACUUAUGAUAAAAAGUGUGUCACUUACGGAAACAAUAAGCGAAAAUGGCUGUGAUGAUGACCAAGCCAGGAUUGACAGUCGGCAAGAUUUUACUAUAUGUUUGGCGGGAUGGGUUUGGAAGCUGGAUAAAAUGGAGGUUUUGUACUCAAUGGCUUGAUAAAGUCGGACGCCAUGAAAGCACAAGUUUUAAGAUACAUCACUGUCCUGACGAUUACUGCGAUUGAGCUUGUGUUAUGGCGAGAAAUAGCUCUGUCAAAAGUUGCAAGGCUAUUCAAGAUUAAGAACAGUUAUUAGAAAUCGUCUAAGGCUACGUAAAGUUUUUAUAUGAAGUUACUUCUUAUUUUAGCAUUUUGUUAUGUUACUAUCAACCGACUAUUAGUCCAAACCUCUUUAUUUAUAUUUGAUUUAUAUACUCUUGCAUUUAUGUACAGCGUCGACGUGAUUUUGACUCUUGGCGCCGAUGUUUGUUUACGGCUUCAUGCCAAAUUUUGUAAGUGUGUUCAGUAAGGUUUGCCAUUUCCUCGUGUCAUGUUUUACUUUGGUACAACGAUUCGAAAUAGUCUAAGAUUACUGCUCAAAUUCACGUUUCACGAUGGCUACGGCUUGAGAUUGAUUGACAGAUUGAGUGCAAAGUUUAACACCUCUAGAUUACUUAUCGGGGGUUUUUUAAAUCAAAGGAUUACGUCAAUCAAUCAGCCACGCUCGACAAGCUCGAAGACAACAUACGUGGACUAUAGCCAAAAUGCUGCACGGAAUCAUCGAAAAUUUGGAGUUAACGGGUGAAGAUAUGCAAACGGAGCUGUGGGGGCCAUUUGGCUGAAAUUUUUUUCAAAUCAUAAAUAACAUAAAUCUCAAUCAAAUUUGAGCGUUUUAUUUAAUCUUAACAUCACGUCAAUUUUGUUGGUAAACCCUUUAUCUAAGCCACAGCUUUGUCUCUCCAGUACGCAUACAACUUUUAGUGCACAGAAAUUAUUCUUAAAGGCUUCGUAUGCGAUUUCCCUUCUCCCAGUAGGAUUGACCCGUUGACCUUGUGUACUCCUCUUAUGUAUAUAUAUAUAUGUAUACAUAUAGCCUGAGUAUGCAUAAGCCUUUGAUAAUAUGUUGUAUGUACAAAGCAAAUGUUUGACAUUUAAAAUGCUUCACAUAAUACGAUUUUGACACUAUAAUUUGCAAAUACAAAAGCCACAAAAAUUCAAAAGAAAUUGAAAGUUUGAGGUCCUAUUCGAAAUUCACACAUACUCGUGCAUACAUAGAUAUAUACAUACAUAUAAGUAUAUAUAGAUAAAUAUGUACUUUCGGCGGCCGCAAAUUAGCUACUGGCCCAGAAAUUGACUUGAUCGACAAAAUUGCGAAGCGGUAGCACUUAAAGGCCUAUCACAAUUUGUAAGCAACAUAUCUGGUAUUACAAAGGAGUCAGCAACAAUGGAUUUGCGUAAACCCCAUUACAACAAUAAUAGCAUAGGUGUACAAAAAAAUUUCUUUGGUUACAAUGAAAUAAUUAAACGUUUUGACCGCAAGCCAAUUUGGGCCGCUGUCUGCAACAACAACUGCAUUAUCCAAGAAUGAGAGCAGAUGAAACGGUCGUUGAGGAGUUCGGCAAUUGCGCACGAAAAAAGCAAAAGGUCAAGAAGCGAGCACAGCAACGAAUCAAAAGUAGGCAUGCGUAGCAGCGUCUCGUGAUCAGGUACAACUGCCGAGCAUCACGCAGUUCUAAUCUGAUACUGAAGUGCAGCACUAAUACAAGAAAUUCAAGAAAAUGCUAGCUGGUGAAUAUUGUGAGAGCGAUCUUUCGUUUUAUUCCUCGAUGCGGCGCUUGCAAUCGAGUGAAUCGGUAGAAAGUGAUACGAGUAGUUACUCGAAAAUGCUUAGUGAUAAUUUGGAGGAACUUACGGCUUUGUACAGUAUGGAUGUUAGCAGCAAUAGUCCAUCAACGUCUUCGUCGUCGUUAGAAAGCCAACCGGAACUUAUAGGCUUCCAAGCAGAUGAAAAUUUUGUGGAUAACUUUGAUUUUGGCUAUGCAGUUGAAACCACACGACAAGUCACCUGCAUUAGCGCAAAUCCUAAACGGUGGUCUUCACUGUGUGAUCAACAAUUUUACACCAGCAAUUCCUGCAAAACUUCAACUGUCGAAAGCUCGAAAAAUAUUAAAGCUCAUUAUAGAUCGACGUAUAGAAUUGGUUCACUGAAGUCUGCGUCACCCUCUCAGCAUCAUUUUAAGACAAACUCCAGCUUUUUAACGAGUUCUAGCGACUGUGGUCCACAGGAUGUUAUCAGGAAACGACGACUUGCCGCCAAUGCGCGUGAACGUCGACGCAUGAAUAGCUUGAAUGAUGCUUUCGAUAAACUUCGAGACGUUGUACCAUCGCUGGGAAAUGAUCGGCGACUCUCGAAAUAUGAAACAUUGCAAAUGGCUCAAGCUUAUAUUGGUGAUUUGGUUAAGUUGCUGACGCGCGAUUAUUAAAGUUAGUUUAUUAUUAUAUUUAAGAUUUAUAUUUAAUUUUAUUUAAUUAUAUUUAAGAUUAGUUAGUUUAUUUGUUAAAAUGGACUUUCACUUAAAAACAUAAUUCAAUUAAUUUAUUGGAACCAGGUUUUG
Molecule: messenger RNA, 3531 nt
Organism: Bactrocera neohumeralis
Lineage: Eukaryota; Metazoa; Arthropoda; Insecta; Diptera; Tephritidae
Gene: amos
Product: transcription factor 21
Exons: 3
Coding region: 2695-3399 (234 amino acids)
Molecular function (GO): protein dimerization activity
Source: RefSeq, a predicted model, not a curated record